AUGCAGGCCACGGGACUAGCGCCUAGCAAUGAGUCGACAGACACCAUUGCCACAGGUGGACAGGACGCCUGGAGUGACUCAGGGAGUACAUCAUCAAAGUCGCGGAUGAUGGCAUCGCUCGAUCCACCAGUGCGCGCGACCGCUCGUGGCGACAUCAUACCUGUUCGGCAACCGAAGACCUCGGGGCCUCAAGGCCUUCAGACCGCACGCAAAGGCUUGCGGCGUGCUCUAACGUACUUGACUGACUUGAAGUCCGAAGAGAACUCCUACAUCGAAUCCGCGCUGUCACAGCGCAAAAAGGCACUUUCGCAUUUGGGCAACCUUUGCAGUCGUAAAGAAAGCAUCUCUGCAGAGCUUCGUAGCCUUGCAGACAAUGAGGAAGAGCCGCUGGGCAAAGAGCUUCGAGACCUUGGCGACCAGCAUGAAUCCUUGGGCCAGGAGAUUCGUGAGUUAGAGGAGAAGCUCGUUGGCAUGAGAAACAGGCAUCGAUGGCUCGAACGUAAAAUGGCGGAUGUCCGCAAUCGCCGAGAGGCCGGCUUGAGCGGGUACAGAGGUGCGCUGAAGGAGGUCGAGGGCGAGGUUGCGUCUUUACUCCACCGGCCCCCCAUUGAGCCUCUCGAUCCCGACGUAGUCGAGGCUGUAUCACGUACAGACCCUGGAUCAUCUUACGGGGCGAACGAUUUGCCUGGGGGCGCUGAUUUCUUUCGCAUGAUACCCGCCCGGCGUACGCUUAGCAUGGCAAAAGACUGGUGGGAAAGUGAGGUCGACUUUUUGGAGCGACGGAAGGCCCAGGUUGACAAGGAUCGUGAGGCACUCGACCAGGGCACGGCAUUGUGGCAGGAAACCGUCGAUCUCAUCACCACGUUCGAGGCCGACCUGCGGAAGUCACUAAGCAGCGGCGUGAAUGAGAAGGGCAAACAGACCCCGCGGAUGCAGGAAGAGGCCGUUCAGUCGAUGCUACCCAGGAUGGGCAAGGUGAUCCUGGAGCUCGAGGAACAUAUGCGGACUGCGGAGAAGAACAGCUGGAACCUCCUGAUAUGCGCCAUCGGCGCUGAGCUCGAGGCGUUUAGAGAAGCUGAGCGCUUGCUUCGUAGCAGCCUCCCGCAACCCAGGGCGGAGGUUGGUGAUGUCGAGGAACCCUGGCCAAAUGAUGAAGGCCAACAAGAACGCAACGAGAAGGAUGCCGAUGCCGUCGAGACGAAUUCUGUUGGUAGCCACCACGACGAGAGUGACAACGAAGUACCGCCUGAUUUGCUCGUAUCGCACCUCGAAGAGCAUGACGACGCACAACCACACGCCAAGCCCAUUGGAGCUUCCUCGAGACGAGACAGCGACAACGAAGUGCCGCCAGAGUUCUUGGCUGAGCACAGUCUGUAG
Molecule: messenger RNA, 1377 nt
Organism: Colletotrichum chrysophilum
Lineage: Eukaryota; Fungi; Ascomycota; Sordariomycetes; Glomerellales; Glomerellaceae
Exons: 2
Coding region: 1-1377 (458 amino acids)
Source: RefSeq, a predicted model, not a curated record